Colias croceus (clouded yellow) is the source of this 2537-nucleotide messenger RNA. RefSeq lists its product as uncharacterized. Bases 21 to 2537 code for a protein of 838 amino acids. The transcript is spliced from 4 exons. Gene Ontology annotation, molecular function: DNA binding. Lineage: Eukaryota; Metazoa; Arthropoda; Insecta; Lepidoptera; Pieridae. The record is from RefSeq and is a predicted model, not a curated record.
UCGACCUUCACGCACAUUCGAUGCGACGUUCACGUAAUGAUAAUGAGUUCGAAUUCUAUGUUGUUCAAUUCCUGGAAUUACCUUUUGAAGGUAUUGAUGAUUACGUCUGCGUACCAAACACCUGGAUAAUAUUACGUAGAACGGGGAACGAUAGGGCUGUAGUUGCCUACCCCAAAGAGAAAAAUCCUGCCCUUAUAAAAGAGCGCGUUAAGAGAAAAGAGAGAUACUGUGAUACUUGGAGAUUUUAUAUGGCUGCCAUCAAAUAUCAGUCAAACACAUACGAAAUUGCAGAACAAUGGAUAGCGACAGGAAGUAAUCAACGACUUUUCAUAGAAAAAAAUGCAGAUAAUUUAGUAGGAAGAGAAACAAGAAGAAUUCCUGAUAUGCAACCAGCAUCUUCGUCGAAUACGAAUUCCCGAACGAUGCUACGGAAACCUCUACCAAGGAUAUCAAUCAAGCGACCAGGACCACCGGAACUGUACAAACAACUUGAUACGAAACAUUUAAAACUGAAUAAAGAUGAUCAGUCAUCUGACGCAUCUGUUACUGACGCUUAUACGGAAUCAGAACAACCGACCGGUAUUCAAGACAACCAAUCAAGGAAACUCGCUCAGAUACGAACAGCUGCUGUUGCUUUCAACAUUAAGUCGAUAACUAAACAAAGUAUUCAAACUCAGCGUACUGCGCAAAACAAAGAGCCACUAAUACCUAUAAUAGACCUUGACGGACCUACAGAGGUUAUCGAAAUUGAAAACUCACGAAGUAUUGAAUCAUCCAAUCAAAAUAAUAGCGCUAGUCACUGUCAUCUUUCUAGCAAAACAGCGGAUGCAUCAAUGUUAGUUGCAAAACCUUCAACUUCAUCCGAGCGGACCUCUCAACCGAAUCAGUGUAACAAUCAAGAACCUACUUUAGAGAAGAGAAGUUUGUUAUCGAACUUCAAUCCAAAGUUAGAGAAUGUCCAAUCUCUAGCCCAUACUAGUGACGUCUCAAAUAACACACAAACUACCACUCAUACGGUAGUAAAAUUACUCGCAAUGCCUGUAAUGAUGCAGACACCUAAUAAGAAAGUACGUUUUAGCAAUAUUAAAAGAAAAAUUGAAAAAGCGCCACAGCAUCCGUCGAAUUUGACGGAACAAACCGGAUCUUCAUCAGUGCGAUCAUUACGAUCAUCUGAGAAUUGCACAGUUGUCAAGAUCACAACCGCCACUCCAGACAUGGGGCAUUUACUGAAAAUAAAUGUGGAAAGUGCAAAUAAUUCUCCAUUGGAAUCACAAAACCUUCUAAGCUCAACAUGCAUUCCAAAAAUUCGAGCCGACGUUGCCAAUGAACUUCACAACUCAAGAACAAUGUCUACUCUUCAAGGGCUCCCAAAUAAACUGCAGCCAUCUGUUGUACCGAAUUUGCUGAAAUCAAUUCGACAAACGUUAUCAGCUGCGAGCAAACAAAACCAUAGAAAUGAACAGCAACCGCAAACAAUACUGAAUGAACAACCUACUGAGCAAAGCAAGGGAUUGUUAACUUCGAUCCAGCAAAAUAUCGCAAGCGAUAAACAUUCAGAAGCCACAGACCUUACGCUUCAAAAAGACGAGUGCACGGUAGAAAUUUUGGCACAUUAUGCUGAAACUUCGGAUUCCGAUUCACUUUCAGAUGAAGGUCACGAGGCUACAGAUAGAGUACCUAUGGAGACAACAAAAGACAGCACUUGUGUUUCAUUUGCAAGUAGAUCUGCAGACAGUCCAACAGCUCCUCAAAACACUACUUCAAUUAACCCUACUACUCAUGUCAGAUUUAAAUUAGAGCAGCAAAUGUUAGAUAACUUUGCAAUUCUCUUCACUGAAAUGGGCUCUGUUUUGCGUAAUACUACUGAUAUGUACAACAACUUACGCAGUUCCAUCCUCGAGACUGCUCAAACAUAUAAAAACUUACUGAGUGCAGUUGAACUAUUUAACUCAAUACAAAAUUCAACCGGCAAUGAAACUUUUCCGAUUAACUUGAGACCAGAAGUCCGAAAGUCUCCUGAAGAAAUACUAACUGAAGCAACAGCAAGCACAAGUUCGAGUAGUCAAGAUCAACAUACUAACGACGAUGCUAACAAACCACCGGAAAAGUCGUGGCGUUUUGUUCUACCACCAGAAUAUGAUCGUCAUGACACAAGAUGGACAUUGAGGUAUAGAAGAAAUCUACCAGGACUUGUAGAACUUAUGCCACAAAGUGGUGUUUUUAUUAGUUACGGAGACCUCAAAUACUGCCAGCAUGUAUCAAAAGACUGCACAUCAUUAGCUCGACGAUUAUUAUCAGCAGUAUUCAGCAGAAAGGCACUGAGUGUUUGUUCGACACUGACUGAAAAAGCGCAGGCUCCUGUUGGAACUGAUGCAAGGCCAGAAUUAGAUGACCAUGCGUGUGAGGUACUGCUAAAUUUCGUUUUAGACUACGGACUCCAACAGGGUUGGAAUAUUGACCUGGGUCCUAUUGCUAGUUCUAUAGACAAAAGGAUUCUUAAGAUUCGGAUCCAUCACGAUAUCGUGGUUGAACGCUAA